This is a messenger RNA of Penaeus chinensis, 1836 nucleotides long. RefSeq lists its product as uncharacterized. NCBI's taxonomy places the organism in Eukaryota, Metazoa, Arthropoda, Malacostraca, Decapoda, Penaeidae. The record is from RefSeq and is a predicted model, not a curated record. Bases 26 to 943 code for a protein of 305 amino acids. The transcript is spliced from 7 exons.
CUCGCGGUCCAGGCAUUGGUUUAUUAUGGGAGGCAAAUUGUGGCAACACUGCGUACUGAUGCUCGCCUUUGUGGUGGGCGCGUGUUGGGGCCACGGGCGGCUGGUGGACCCCCCCUCGCGGGCGUCUGCCUGGAGAUUCGGCUUUGCUGUGCCCGUCGACUACAAUGACAACGAGGGCUUCUGCGGGGGCUUCGCGCACCAGUACGAGAACCAGAGCGGGCGCUGCGGCAUCUGCGGCGACGCGUGGGACGAGAACCCGCGGCCGCACGAGGCCGGCGGGAAAUACGCCACCGGGACGAUCGUGCGCACGUACACGGAGGGCCAGACGAUCACCGUGCGCGUCGACAUCACCAGCAACCACCGCGGCCACUUCGAGUUCCGCAUCUGCCCCAACAACAACCCCAGCGUCGAGGCGUCGCAGACCUGCCUCAACGCGCACCCUCUGUUCAAGGCCGACGGAUCAGGCUUCGAGCACAAGAUCAGCACCAACAACGGAGAGCAUGCGGUGCAGCUGCAGUUGCCCCCGGGCCUUACGUGCACCCAGUGUGUCAUGCAGUGGCGCUACGUGGCAGGAAACAACUGGGGCUAUUGCGAGGACGGCACCGGGGCGGUCGGAUGCGGACCCCAAGAGGAGUUCCGCGCAUGCGCUGAUGUGGCGGUGGUUGCGCAGCCAACAUGGUCCACGCCCGAUCCGAUCACGCUGAGCCCGACUGAGAAGCCGCCCCCGCCGCCCACAACGACCCGGCGCCCAACGUCCACCAGAAGGACCACCAGACCACCAACAAGAAUGACCACGAGCCCGAGGCCCACCACGACGCCCGCGCCUUUCACUUGCGGAGCCGUGGGCAUCUGGAAGAACUUCCCCGGAAUGAACGAAUGGUGCAUCACUAACUGCCUGCACACGCCUCCCUAUUGCCCCGCCUCCCACUGCUCGUGCGACUAACGACCCUUUCGACAGCGGGUCGUUAUGGCGGCGGGGCGGGAAACCCUUCACUAGUCAGGGACGAAGGGAAGGCUCUCGCUCGCCACGCCGGUGACUCGUAGCCACAGUGAGGCUAUUCUUCUAAAUGCCAAUGAUGCAUUUCUUGAUUAUUAUAUUGCAUGUUUUAAGCACUUUGAUUGUUUUGCUUUAAGUGUGAUUGCAGGGAAUUAUUUCCUUUAUUGUUAUAUGUGGUGAUCUGCAAAUAUGCUUGUGUUUAUUUAUACAAGUUAGUGUGAUUAUUUAUUUUGUGGUUAGUGCAAUCCGCGUAAAACCUAGUCAAACAAUUGAUUAACUCGCUGUGAGAUGUGACGUGUCUUUGAUCUUGCGUGCUUCCCUAAAACAUAUGAAAUAAUCCAGUAUAAACUAUCCUGUAAAUCAUGGAGAAAUCAAUAAUUGCAAAAAAUAUGCAUGUUAGAUUUACACAGGACUUAUAUAUAUAAUUCUGAAAAUUUGUACCCAUUGCAUCAUUACAAUAAGAUCAUUUUUCCUUAACUUCUAUGAAAUCACUAAGGAAACACGCAGUUAAGGUCGCACACGAACACAGCGUAACGUGAACCUUAGGAAACCUAUUUGUGCCAUAGCGUGAAAGAUGAUUUUGCUCUUGGAUAUGCGAGUCUUACCCCACUGUCAGCGGGUUUAUUUACUGCCCCAUUAGAUUUUAGUGAGUUUUGUUACAUAAAGAUGGCUCCACGUGUGCUCAUGAGUAAAGAAUCGAUCAGUUGGCCCUCGUGACAUUGUUAUCAUUCUUAUUCAUAUUAUGAUUAUUAGAUUGUUAUUGAAUAUUAAUAACAUCAAAAACAAUAAAAUAAUAGAAGAGAAGCUUUCAAAAAUGAAGGAAAAGAGUAAACAAGAUG